AUGCCUUUUUGUAAUCCAUGUCUUCGUCCUGCUGAUUCAUCAAUAUUAACAUAUACUAAACAUUCAUCAUCUAUUUCAAUAAAAAAUCUUCUACGUCGUCAAUUAUUUAAGAAAUUUUCUACAAUAACAAAAUGUCAAUCAUCAUUUCAUUCUACAAUUAAUAAACAAGAAAUAAAUCAUAAAUUUAAACGAAUUAAAGGAUCAAAUAUUAUUCGUGAAAUUAAAAUAAAUUCUAAAAAUAAUCAAACAUUAGAUUUAAUAAGUAAUUAUGAUAUGACUGUAAAUCAUGAUGAUGAACUUGAUGAUACACAAAUUGCUUUAUCACAUAGACAAUCAAAAAAAAUUCCACGUUGGGCUAGAAAAAGUCAACUUCAAUUAGCUAUUAUUAAUCAAAUCUAUUAUAAUGAUAAAAAUCCUGAAGAUAUAUUUGGUUCAAUUCAUCUUGAUUUUGCACAUGAAAUAAUUAAUUCAAUUGAAUUAUGGAAUACAGAACUUCCUUUUGGUUAUACAUAUGAAACACUUCCACCAAAUUUUGUUUAA
Messenger RNA from Rotaria sp. Silwood1, 540 nucleotides. The record is from the annotation of a GenBank genome assembly. Lineage: Eukaryota; Metazoa; Rotifera; Eurotatoria; Philodinida; Philodinidae.